Molecule: messenger RNA, 507 nt
Organism: Cyanidioschyzon merolae strain 10D
Lineage: Eukaryota; Rhodophyta; Bangiophyceae; Cyanidiales; Cyanidiaceae
Exons: 1
Coding region: 1-507 (168 amino acids)
Molecular function (GO): DNA binding
Source: RefSeq, a predicted model, not a curated record
AUGUUUGUUAGCGGAGCUUUUCAGGUUCCUCGGGAGAGACGCUGGGGUGCGGCUCGGGUUGCACGUCCUAGGCGUGCGCUCCGGCUACGGGACGCGCAACGUCGUCACAGUGGCGUCUCGAUUCUGGAGGCCAACGGCGAGAGCAAGGAUGGCAAAGCAGGAGGCAAAGGUGGCGGCCUAUUUGGAGGCCUUGGUAACCUCAUGGAUGCAAUGAAAAAAGCACAAGAGUUCUCCAAAUCGGCACAGGCGCUACAGGAAGAGCUGAAGAACACGGAAGUUGAAGCAACCUCGAGCGACGGUCGGGUUCGUGCAGUCGUUUCCGGACAGCAGGUGCCAAUCCGAGUUGAGGUUUCUGAUGAGCUCAUCGCCGAGGGGAACCCAGCGGUCAGUGACGCUGUCACGGAGGCAGUGCGCAACGCUCAUGUGAAAAGCGCGGAGCUGAUGCGACAACAGCUCGCGGACCUAACCCAGUCCUACGGGCUGCCGCAACCACCGAAACAACCCUAG